Messenger RNA from Centropristis striata (black sea bass), 5300 nucleotides. RefSeq names its product collagen, type IV, alpha 5 (Alport syndrome) (gene col4a5). Gene Ontology annotation, molecular function: extracellular matrix structural constituent. Gene Ontology annotation, cellular component: collagen trimer; basement membrane. The transcript is spliced from 49 exons. Lineage: Eukaryota; Metazoa; Chordata; Actinopteri; Perciformes; Serranidae. The record is from RefSeq and is a predicted model, not a curated record. Bases 158 to 5209 code for a protein of 1683 amino acids.
AGCGCGACAAACAGCCACGAGAAGAAGUUUAUCUGCUUAUUUCUAUUUCACGGAGAAGCGAGUGUGCAGAGGGAGGGGGAAGCAGGGCUAUGACACGCGAGUAGAUAGAGUUUGUGAGUGUUAACGCAGGCGGAUCCUUGUUUUAUUCCCCCGCAAGAUGAGUAAAGACUUGAAGAGCCUGCGACAGCUCGCCGUGCCGCUGCUGCUCUUCGCGCUGUGCGUCGCGGUGCAGCGAUCCGACUCUGCGGCUUGCAAUGGAUGUGUGGGAUCCAAAUGUGACUGCAGCGGAGUAAAAGGAGCAAAGGGGGAACGAGGUUUCCCAGGUCUCACCGGACAGCCAGGAGUCCCAGGAUUCCCUGGACCUGAGGGCCCAAUCGGAAUCAGAGGAGAGAAGGGUAGCGAUGGACCUCAAGGACCAUAUGGUCCAAAAGGAAUAAGAGGGCCAGCUGGAUUGCCAGGAUUUCCAGGAACGCCAGGACUUCCAGGUCUGCCCGGGCAGGACGGACCUCCAGGCCCGAGAGGAGUGCCGGGCUGCAACGGGACAAAGGGUGAGCGGGGUUAUCCAGGAAGUGGAGGCAUCCCCGGACAGCAAGGACGGCCGGGUCCACCUGGUCUGCCAGGACAAAAGGGUGACCCCGGUGAUGUCAUCUCUAGCAACCGCUUUGGAGAGAAAGGAUCAUUUGGAUUACCAGGACUGCCAGGAAAUCCUGGAGCCCCCGGACCUCCUGGUUCACAGGGUCCCCUCGGCCCUCCAGGACCCAGAGGUUAUGAGGGUCGUCCAGGUCCUCCAGGUCAACCUGGACCAAAGGGAAACAUGGGAUUGAACUUCCAAGGACCCAAAGGAGAGAAGGGAGAUCCAGGUCUGCCAGGACCUCCUGGUCCUCCAGGGCAGGUGGGAGAACAGAAGAGACCGCCUGAGACAGAGAUCCAGAGAGGAGACAAGGGUGAUCCAGGCCUUCCAGGUCCCCCAGGUGAUCAAGGCUACCCAGGACCCCCUGGUCCCUCAGGUGGUCCGAAAGGAGACAAGGGAGAACAAGGAGAAGCAGGCAAACGGGGCAAACCAGGCAAAGAUGGAGACCCCGGUAUUUCAGGCUUCCCCGGAAUCAAAGGAGAGUCAGGCCUGCCAGGUCCUCCAGGCAGGGACGGAGACAGAGGUCAAAAAGGUGAAAUCGGGUACCCAGGCCCACCAGGAGUGGUGAUCGGUGGGGGGGUGUCUGGAGUUCGGGCCGGCCCAAAAGGUGAGCCCGGAUUCCCCGGAGGACCUGGAAACAAAGGAGAUAGAGGACCUUCAGGUUUACCAGGACCUCCAGGAUCACCAGGACUUCCAGCUCUUGGUGGUGGCGGUCAGCCCGGACCUCCAGGCUUCCCAGGAGAGAGAGGUCUAAAGGGAGACAGUGGCUCUCCAGGGUUGUCUUUGCCAGGUCCCCCAGGACGUUCAGGGUCCCCCGGUACCCAGGGUCAACCUGGACCCCCGGGACCUCCCGGUUUUUCCACAGCAGGACAAAACUGCGUCCCCGGAUCACCCGGGCGCGCCGGCGUGCAGGGAGAGAGAGGUUACCCAGGGGAGUCGGGCCAGAAAGGUGAGAAGGGCGACACCUGUGUGAACUGCUUCGGCGGUACCUCUGGCAUCCCAGGACCCCCAGGACCUGUAGGACCACCCGGAUUCCCCGGAUCUCCCGGAGCCACAGGUAUCAAAGGAGACAGAGGGUACCCCGGAUCAACUGGAUCUCCUGGACCCGCUGGUUCGCCCGGUCCUCAGGGUGCUCCAGGCUACCCCGGAGAGAAGGGCGACCCCGGCGAUGCCAUCACGGUCAGUGGCGUGCGCGGAGAGAAGGGCGACACCGGCUUCCCCGGAUCCCCUGGUCUGCCCGGUCUUGACGGUCGACCUGGUCGCGACGGACAGCCUGGCGCUCCCGGACCCAAAGGAACCUCUGGCUCGCUGCUGGUGAAAGGAGAACGAGGGCUCCCCGGAGAUUCAGGUUCCCCAGGUCUUCCCGGAGACAGGGGUCCUCCAGGAGGGCCUGGCUUCGGCCCUCAGGGGUCUAAAGGAGAGAAAGGUAUCCAGGGCGUCUCAGGAAGACCUGGAGGUCCUGGUGCACCAGGUACUAAAGGUGAACCAGGUCUGACAGUGGCUGAGAAGGGAUUACCAGGACCCAGAGGACUGGAUGGAGAGCCCGGACUUCCCGGAGCACCAGGAAAUCCAGGUCAGCCUGGACAGAAUGGCUUCCCCGGAUCACCAGGAGCAAAGGGAGACCCUGGACUCCCCGGCAUUGGACUCCCAGGACCCCCAGGAGCUAAAGGAUUCCCCGGUAUCUCCGGCCAGCCAGGAACUCCUGGAGGACCGGGUAGACCAGGAGUAGACGGACUCCCCGGCCAGCCUGGAUUCCCUGGACCAAAGGGUGAGCCUGGCUUUGGCCUCCCUGGCCCUCCAGGUUUACCAGGAGUACCUGGAGCUAAAGGUUUCUACGGACCAAAGGGAGAUCCCGGUUUUCCUGGCGGCCCAGGUACACCUGGACGAUCUGGAUUUGAUGGCGCUCCGGGAACUAAAGGUGAGCCCGGUAUACCUGGCAGACCUGGAGCUCCUGGCCUCCCUGGAAACCAAGUCAGCGGCUCACUGGGGCCACCAGGCCCUCCUGGACCCCCCGGACCGAUGGGACCACCAGGAUUCCCUGGAUCAAAUGGUGGGAAGGGAGACCCCGGCACUCCGGGUCUAGACAUCCCAGGUUUGCCAGGAGACAGAGGAUCUCCCGGUUUCCCAGGUUCCCCAGGACCAGUGGGAACUCCAGGACCUCCUGGAGGGCCUGGUCGGGAUGGCCUGCCUGGACUGCCAGGUUCCAAAGGAGACAUGGGUCCCAUGGGAUCUCCAGGACCUUCAGGAGGACCAGGCGGACCAGGAGGGCCCGGCGGUCCUGGACAGAAAGGUGAAUCUGGAUUCCCAGGCAGAGACGGAUCACCUGGCGGUCCCGGUGGUAAAGGAGAGAGAGGCGACCCCGGCCUCCAGGGACCCCCAGGAUCCAGCCCGCCAUCAUCAACCAUAAAGGGAGCCAAAGGAGACCCUGGAUUACCAGGUGGACCAGGUAUUCCAGGUCAGAAAGGAAUCUCUGGUCUUCCUGGUGACCCCGGGCUGCCAGGAGGAGAUGGACGCCCUGGACUCCCUGGACCACCAGGUCCCAAGGGAGACCCUGGCAUCCCAGGAGGCUCAGGUGGUCCAGGAGGUCCAGGAGCCAAAGGCGGUAUGGGAGAAAUGGGAUUUCCAGGUCCAUCAGGGCAGAAGGGUCUACCAGGUUCUGCAGGUAGGCCUGGAACCCCAGGACAGCCAGGUGGACCUGGUUUCCCUGGAGCCAAAGGUGAACCAGGCUCUGCUGGAGUUGGACCACCAGGACUAUCCGGACAAAAGGGUGAACCCGGUCAGCCAGGGUUCCCAGGAAGUUCAGGACUUAAAGGAACUCCAGGAUCACCCGGUCUUCCAGGUUUACCAGGAGGGCCAGGUGCCAAAGGUGACCCCGGACUCCCAGGAUUCCAAGGGUCUCCUGGUAUCCCCGGUCCUAAGGGUCUUGACGGUGGGCCCGGUGCCCCAGGUCUCACUGGAGCUCCCGGUAGACCAGGAGAGUCUGGCCGACCAGGAGGGCCAGGGCUGUCAGGAGAGAAGGGUCAGGCAGGUCGGGACGGGAUCCCAGGACCGGCUGGAAUCAAAGGAGACCCAGGGCUUCCUGGGUACGGUGGACCCGGUGCUCCUGGAAUUCCAGGGCUUCCAGGUUCAAAGGGAGACCCAGGUCUUCCCGGCCCAUCCGGCAGUCCCGGUUUCCCCGGUACUAAAGGAGAGGCUGGUUUCCCCGGUUCCCCUGGUGCUCCAGGAAACAGUGGCCCUCCUGGACCUGUAGGACAGGCUCUGCAGGGGCCCAAAGGAAUCCAAGGACCCCCCGGACAACCAGGAAGAGGAGGUUCACCCGGUCCAGAGGGUGCCCGAGGUCCCCCAGGAAGUGGUGGCAUUAAGGGAGAGAAGGGUAAUCCCGGCGCUCCCGGACAGCCGGGCUUUGGCGGACAGAAGGGAGAGAGCGGCACACCCGGAUUCCCAGGUCCCUCCGGUCUCCCCGGUGGUUCUGGACAGAAGGGAGAUAACGGUCUUCCUGGCGUUCCUGGAUUCCCUGGACCAAAAGGAGACCCAGGACUCCCCGGUGGUAACGGCCUUCCUGGAGAUCCCGGAGAUAUUGGAAGCCCUGGCCUGCCCGGUGACCCCGUUGUACCACCGGCUCCCAUCGUGGUGAAGGGAGAGCGAGGACCCCCCGGUCCUCAGGGCCUGCCCGGCGGACGGGGACCGCCUGGUCCUCCUGGACGUGAGGGACUUUCAGGUGGACCUGGUGGCCCCGGGGACGCCGGUCCCGAGGGUCCUCCUGGCUUCAGCGGCCAACCUGGCAGGAAGGGAGACAACGGACCCGCCGGUCAGCCUGGUCAGCGUGGAUACCCCGGUCCCCCCGGUUCAGACGGUCCACAGGGUCUCCCCGGUCCCCCAGGAUCCGUCUCUGCAGCCCACGGCUUCCUCAUCACCCGACACAGCCAGGGACAGGAUGUUCCCUUCUGCCCCGAUAACACCAACCUGAUCUACGACGGCUACUCCCUGCUGUACGUGCAGGGCAACGAGCGGGCGCACGGCCAGGACCUCGGCACAGCCGGCAGCUGUCUGCGCCGCUUCAGCACCAUGCCCUUCAUGUUCUGCAACAUCAACAACGUCUGCAACUUCGCCUCCCGCAACGACUACUCCUACUGGCUGUCCACGCCCGAGCCCAUGCCCAUGUCCAUGGCCCCCAUCACCGGAGAGGGCAUCAAGCCCUACAUCAGCAGGUGUGCAGUGUGUGAAGCUCCAGCCAUGGUGAUCGCUGUCCACAGUCAGACCAUCCAGAUUCCUAAUUGUCCUGCAAAUUGGGAUGCUCUGUGGAUAGGAUACUCCUUCAUGAUGCACACCAGUGCGGGUGCGGAGGGCUCCGGUCAGGCCCUGGCCUCCCCCGGCUCCUGUCUGGAGGAGUUCCGCAGCGCUCCCUUCAUCGAGUGCCACGGCAGAGGGACGUGCAACUACUACGGCAACUCCUACAGCUUCUGGCUGGCCACUGUAGAACCCUCUGAGAUGUUCAGGAAGCCCCAUUCGGAGACUCUCAAGGCGGGUAACCUCCGGACACGCGUCAGCCGCUGCGUGGUCUGCAUGAAGAGGACGUAACGCCACACGGCCACGAGCAAACCCACCGCUGCUGGGGACGCACGAUCAGUAACAAGACGAUUGGAUGACGGGGGACAAGUGGGGCGGGCAG